This is a messenger RNA of Mollisia scopiformis, 1926 nucleotides long. Its product is annotated as glucose dehydrogenase. The record is from RefSeq and is a predicted model, not a curated record. The transcript has 4 exons. Gene Ontology annotation, molecular function: flavin adenine dinucleotide binding; oxidoreductase activity, acting on CH-OH group of donors. Lineage: Eukaryota; Fungi; Ascomycota; Leotiomycetes; Helotiales; Mollisiaceae. Bases 92 to 1729 code for a protein of 545 amino acids.
UCCAUAUGUAGCCAUCUUUCAACAUUUCCAACAUUUUCUGCUCCCAAAUUGAAUUCAAAAAACUUCUCUUCGUCACCAAUUGAGAGCCCAAAUGGCAGCUUCUCACUAUGAUUUCAUUAUAGUAGGAGCCGGUAUCGCAGGUUGUGUACUUGGAUCUCGUCUCCACGCAAAAUACCCAGAUCGCAUGAUUCUGCUGAUUGAAGCGGGUCAAGAUGUUAGCAAGCAUCCAUUGAUGGUGAACUCGGCGCCCGUUCCGCAUUUGCAAGGCAGUGAUUUGGAUUGGGCGUUCAAAACGACACCACAAGUCGGGUUGGGUGGGAAAGUAUGCGCCGCUGCGGCUGGGAAGGCUGUUGGUGGAGGAUCGGCUAUUAAUGCUUGUGGCUGGCUACGCGGUGAUAGAAACGACUACGAUGAAUGGGGCUCCCUAGUCAAAGACCCUCAUUGGUCAUACGCCGGGUUCCUGCCGUACUUCAUCAAAACCGAAACUCAUCACACAACCUCAGCCUCUUCAUCCGAGCACGGCUUCUCGGGUCCAAUGUACACUUCUACUUGGAACCCUUCUUCAAGCCCUCCCUUCCCGUUACGAGAACUCGUCAAGAAAGCAUGGGAAGGUGAAGGAGUCAAGGAAGUCUUAGACGGGAACGCAGGAAGUCCCUUGGGAAUCUCAGGCUUGACGGAAAACAGGAGGAAUGGGAGGCGUCAGCUUGCGUCUGAGGUUUAUCCUUUAGAUGGCGUUGAGCUUCUUACUGGUAUUCUCGCCAAGAGGGUCAUCCUCUCUAAAUCCCCAGAUGAGAAAGUCACCGCAACAGGAAUCGAGACAGUCGACGGAAAGAUCUGCCAAGGAAAAGAAAUCAUCAUCUCCUGUGGCGCCUACCGAACCCCUCAACUCCUGCUCCUCUCUGGCAUCGGACCAAAAUCCGAACUGGAGAAACUUGGAAUCGGAUGCCUCGUCGAUAACCCGGGAGUAGGCAAGAACUUCCACGACCACCUCGGCGUCUCGCAGUGGUGGAAACUGCGCUACCCAGAACGGGGGCUUAGUAUCGGACAUCCUAACUUCAACGACCCUUCAUGGAAAACGAGGAUCCCUCUUGACUACAUCGGUACAACGACCGUCCCGAUGCCUGGGCUGAAACUUGCGCUCGAGAAAGAUCUCAAUAAAAGAGUAGGGGACGAUCAUCCGUUUUUGAAAACCGAAAGAGCGCAUCUAGAGACGUACAUCAUAUACGUAGGCGCCCAUGCAGCGGAUCCAGCGGUGCCGAUGGAUGGAUCGCAUAUUGCGACCAGGGUGGUAGGGUUCUUGCCUACGAGUCGAGGGAGUGUUACGUUGAAGAGUGAUAGGGCGGAAGAUGACCCGGUUGUGGAUCCGGGGUAUUAUACGACGGAGGUUGAUAGAUUUGUGAUGCGGACGGGUAUGAGGGCGUUGGCGAAAAUGUUUGGAGGCGAGGUGGGGAGGGAGAUUGUGGAAGUGGAGACGACGACGGAGGGGUUUGGGGCGGUGGGUGAGGAGAUGAGUGAUGAGGAGGUUGAUAGGAGGAUUGCGAAGGAUGGGGAUACGCUCUACCAUCCUGGUGGAACUGCGGCGAUGGGGACAGUUGUUGAUACAGAUCUGAGGGUCUAUGGUGUUGAGGGUUUAAGAGUCGUGGAUGCGAGUGUCAUACCCGUUCCUCUCGCAGCGCAUUACCAGGCUUGCGUUUACGCAAUUGGACAGAUGGCUGCCGAUAUUAUUUGAACCGAAUAUUUACACGCUAUAAUACAUGAUGUCUUACAAGAUAAGAUUGAACAGACUUAUGAAAGCUGUGACUACCACCAAAUCGUAUGCCAUCCUAGUCUGUCCGUCGGCACCAGAUUUACUCGUCUCAGUCUGCGUUGGAGUUGAGAUAGCUUUCGGGGUGGUAACGCUACCUCUCUUCGAAUUGCAAAUCACCG